Molecule: messenger RNA, 896 nt
Organism: Entrophospora sp. SA101
Lineage: Eukaryota; Fungi; Glomeromycota; Glomeromycetes; Entrophosporales; Entrophosporaceae
Source: the annotation of a GenBank genome assembly
UCAACAAGUAAUAGUUCAGUAAAUCCAAAAGCAUUUCCAUUGGCUGAUGCCGACUUAACUAACCAAAUACUCGAUCUAGUUCAACAAGCCUUGAACUAUAAACAAUUGAAAAAAGGAGCUAACGAAGCUACUAAGACACUUAACCGAGGUAUGUCAGAAUUUAUUGUGAUGACAGCUGAUACAGAGCCAAUCGAAAUUCUAUUACAUCUUCCGUUACUUUGUGAAGAUAAAAACGUUCCAUAUAUAUUUGUUCCUUCGAAAACUGCGUUGGGUCGUGCAUGUGGUGUCUCACGCCCAGUUAUUGACGAAUUGGAAGAAAUAAUUGAAGAUAGUGGAAAUAUUAUUGACUUUCUCAAAUUACUGGAUUAUGUGGAUGGAGAUUCAUCAAUUGGAUUUAAAUCAGCAUCUUUACAAAUUAAUGGUGAAUAUGUGUAUGGAUGGUGUAAAUAUGAAUCGGGAGUUCAUAGAUUGGUUAGAAAUUCUCCGUUCGAUAUUCAAAAUAAAAGACAUACAACUUUUGCAUUAGUUAAAGUUUCGCCUGACGUGGAAGACGAUGACCUUAAUUUAAUAAAUAUUUCACCAACAGAUUUAAAAGUAGAAACAUUUAGAGCAAGUGGGCCAGGUGGGCAACAUGUCAACACCACUGAAAGUGCUGUCAGGAUUACUCACUUGCCAACAAAAAUCACUGCGCAGUGUCAAGGUUCAAGAUCUCAGCAUUCAAAUAAAGCGGAUGCUAUGAAAUUACUCAAAUCCAGGUUAUACAAUAAAGUUUUAGAAGAAAAACAAAUUGCAAAAAGACAAAAUAUAAAUAUUUCAAACUUUACUCCAUGGGAUCUUAGAACCGGUUAUGAAACUACACAGGUAGACAAUGUUUUGCUUGAUGGCGGAUUAGAUGA